AUGGCAUCAUGGCUUGCUGAGCGCUUCAACAUCUUCUCGUCGCGCCUCACCGGGGGCGUGGAGGUGCUUGAUGGGGGCGAAGAUGACCCCGCCCCCGUGGAGGGGCUCGAAGAGGGGGCCGAGGGAUCGCCUGUCCCGCAUCGUUUCGUCAACGACUACGACCAACAAGACGAAGAAGGGCGCGGGCAGAGCGGGUCACCCCGCGACGGCGACGGCGACGACGGCUACGGCUACGGCAGCGGCAACGACGAUGGUGCCGGCACGGGUAGUGGCGAGGAGGACGCGUCUGCCUCGGCCGAGCCGCCAUCGCUCGACCCCGCCGACCAGCAGCAGGGCUCCGGCCAGCCGCGCCGCCGCAAGCGCCCACACCCCGCCGCCGUGAGCGACGACGCCUACCUGCCGUCGUCGAGUGCGGCGAAGCACUACCGCAUGCUCUUCUCGGGCGCAGAGGACGAGGACGUCGACGAGCUGCCCGAACUCGAUCACUACUACCGCAGCAAAGCCGAAAAGUGGCUCACAUGGAAGGGCUUCAAGAAGACCUUCCCCUACUACGUGCCCAUCCUCAUGUGGCUCCCACGAUACGAGUGGCGAAGCGAUUUUGUGUACGACUUGGCUGCAGGCGCGGCCGUGUCGGCAAUGAUCGUGCCCCAUUCCCUCGCCAUGGCCAUCCUCGCCGGCCUGCCGCCCGUCUACGGCCUCUACUCCUCUUGGAUUACGGCACUGGUGUACAUGAUGAUGGGCAACAGCCGACAGCUGUCUAUCGGCCCCGAUGCCGUGUCGGCCAUCCUCCUCACCCACUCCUUCGAGAAUUUCGACGGCGAUGUCGACAUCGUGGCCUUUGCGCAUCUCUUCUCCCUCAUAGUUGGACUGUUCCUGGGCAUCCCCAAUCCAGACGGGAAGAAGGACUGGGCCAAGCUCAUCUACACCCUCGACAACAUCGACCAAACCGAAUGGCGCACUCUCCUCAUCGGAAUCUGCACGCUGGGACUGUUGUUCCUGUUCCGAGGGAUCAAGUGGCAGGCCAAGUACGUCAAGCGACGUCACCCGAUCUUGGCCACCUGCAUCAAGUUCAUCCCCGACACGCUGAUCGUGGUGCUGCUGGGCAUCCUGAUCGGGUGGUGGGGCGAAGUGGACAAGAAGGGCGUCGAGAUCCUGGGCGAGAUCAACAGCGAAUUUCCGACGCCCAUCUUCCCGCCGCGCGUGCUCGAGUCGCUCAAGGACUUCCAGAACUCCAUCCAGCCCUCCAUCAUCAUCGCCAUCCUCGGGUUCAUCGAGUCGAUCAUCGUGGCCAAGUACUACGCGGGAAAGCACCACUACACCGUGUCGCCCAACCGCGAGCUGGUGGCGUUGGGCAGCGCCAACAUGGUGGGCUCCUUCUUCCGCAUCUUCCCCUCCUUCGGUUCUCUCUUGUACAACUUCUUCGUGGCGAUGGCGGUGCUGUUCACCAUCCUCUUCCUGGACAGCCUCUUCUACUACUUGCCCAAGGUCGUGCUGGCCUCCAUCAUCAUCGUGGCCGCCGUCGGCCUGGUCGAGUACGAGGACCUGGUCUUCCUGUGGAAGAUCCGUGAUCUCGGCGCCAUCAUCCUGCUCCUCGCCACCUUCUUCAUCACCGUGGUGCUGGGCGUGGAGCUGGGCAUCACCAUUUCGCUGGCGAUCUCGGUGCUGUGGAUCAUCAAGAAGACGUCCCUGCCCCACCUCGCCAUCCUGGGCAAGAUGCCCAACACCAACAAGUUCAAGGACAUCUCCCAGUUCACCCAGGCCAAGCCCAUCGAGGCACGCCACCUCCAGCCACCCACCCUCGGGGUGCUGCUGCUCAGGAUCGAGGAGUCGCUGUACUUUGCCAACAUCGGCAAGAUCAAGGACAUGUUCGCACGGAUCGAGCGCUUCGGCUCCACCGACGCGGGCGCUUCCGAGCCCACCCUGCCUCCACUCCAGGCAAUCAUCAUCGACGCGCGCAACAUCCAGGAUAUGGAUGCCAGCGCGAUCGCCACGCUCACGGACAUGGUGGCCGACUACAAGCGACGCAACAUCUACGUGGCCUUCGUGAAGCUGCGCGAGCCGCUCCUGGACCUGUUCCACAAGAGCGGUGUCAUGGACCUGCUGGGCAAGAACUGCGUCUUCAACAAAGUCCGCGAUGCCAUCGCCGCGCUCAACGACACCCGCGUGUUCGAUGAGGACGACGAGGAGAAGGGUGCGGGCGGCGACGAGCUGGGCGACAGCGACUACGAUGACCCGGCCGCGUGGGUGGGCUCCCACACCGACACUAUGUCGGUGAGCGAGUUCGGGGCGGUCAUGGACAGCAUCCACCCGCCACCGGGCCACUACGACGACGCGGCGGGCAAGGGCAAGGAACGAGAGCAGGACGCGGCUCGCGGUGUCCAUGACAUGGAGCCUCCCCCCUCCUCCCCGCGCUUCGGCGGCGCUGGAGCGGGGGCAGCGCCCACCACCCUCGACUUCCGAGUGGAGGACCAACCCGUGCCAGGCCUGCGGCAGGAGCAGGAGGAGCAGGAGGGGGAACCGGCCGGCAAUGACGUCGACCGCCGCCACCACCAGACCAGGCCCCACGUGGAGACCUUUGAGCCGGCCAACGACCCCUUCCUGCGAAUGCCCGAGGACGAAUCCGAUGGCGAGCAAGAAGAAGAGGCGGAGGAGGGCUUCUUCCACCACCACCGCCACCACGAGGAGGAGGAGGAAGAGGCGGCGGGAGCGGCGGGAAGGCCCGGCAACGAGGAAGGCACCGAUGACCACCUUCACGGAGGAGACCUUGAUGAAGUGGACCUCUGA
Messenger RNA from Acanthamoeba castellanii str. Neff, 2784 nucleotides. RefSeq names its product inorganic anion transporter, sulfate permease (SulP) subfamily protein. Lineage: Eukaryota; Discosea; Longamoebia; Acanthamoebidae. Gene Ontology annotation, biological process: transmembrane transport. The record is from RefSeq and is a predicted model, not a curated record. The transcript is spliced from 16 exons. Bases 1 to 2784 code for a protein of 927 amino acids. Gene Ontology annotation, cellular component: membrane. Gene Ontology annotation, molecular function: sulfate transmembrane transporter activity.